AUGAAAUCUCUCUGCACGUGUGCCGCACUUGCGGUCGCAACCGCAAUUGCUCACGGGAGCUUUGCGGAUGCACUCGCUCCAGGAGACAGGGCAGCGCGGAGUGAGGUCAAGGCAACUAAGCUGGUCAAAUUAGACAGCGGCAGUCACUGCACGGAGGCAAUAAACGAGUUUCGGACGUCACUAGGUUCUACGACAAACUACCAACCAAAUAGUAACGAAGAAUCGGCAACCGAUCUUUCAGAUUUCUUUACUGCUACUAACUGUGAAGCGAUCAAAUCCGGGGAAUUCCAACACAUUUGGGGGAGCUCAGCUAAAGUAUUUGUCGUUUCAGCCACAAGGCCAACUCCCUCUUCCUCAGGGACCAAAAUCAGCUGUGAUGAAGCCCUCAGCGAGUGGAAGACAGGGUUUGCAAAUUUCGAGGGCCAAGAUCCUCCGGCAUACUCAGACGCCACCUUGGUAUAUGCAAACCCAAAUUCGGUAGGCCUUGUCAGCCUGCUGAGCGCGAGCCAGCAGACCAUUUACUGCGGAACUACAGAUACGUGUGGAGAUGAUACCCUCGUUUGCUACUACAAGCCCUCUGGCAUAGAGGAGGAAACGGUUCCUGUGAGCGAAGAUCUGUGGCACAAGUUGCAGGAAUCCCACAAGGUGAAGCCCGCACUGGCAGCUGACGAUGCGGGCUCCGCUAGCUGCGUGACAGCAGUCAAUGCUGCUCGGGGUGCCGGAGGUCUGGAACUUGCGGGCUUCACAAAAGGCUCUAACUUGGAGGCUGGCGCAAAGAAGCUGUAUGGAUUGACAUGCGAAGCGAUAGAUACCAUGACAGUCGACCCAACGGCGGCAGCAGGCCACACUAUCAUCUACGCCACAAAAGAAGGGGACACUCCUCCAACGGCAGAAGAAGCCGUUGAGCAAUGGAAAAAAGGGGCAGCACGGCUCGGCACCGGCGUCCUGCCUGCCUUCACGAAGAAGUCGAAAGCAGCCGACGGCGAAAUCUACUAUGACAGCGCAGUAGCCGGUUUCGUCUCCAUUAUGACUGAUAAUACCCGCGAAACGGCAUGCUACAAAGCUACAGGUUGCACUAACGCCGCACUCAUCUGCUUACUUAAAGGGCCAACUCUGGAGGAAAACCAAAAGCCCAUCACCGACGAAACAUGGAAAAAGGUCUUGGAUGUCUACGGAGAAAAGAUGGAUUUCAAAGAACGUGAGGAGGGAGAAAGCUGCCUCACGGAGAUAAAUGAUUUCCGCGCCCAAGAUGGCCUCGCUCUGCCACCGUUCGCUGCCGCGACGGACUUACAUGGUGCGAAACCGAAGGCUUCCGAAUUGAUUGGGAAAGGCUUGACGUGCGAGGCCCUCAAGUCUGGGAAUGCCCCCAUCUUGUUUACCGACCAAGAAAUAAGCCUGAUGUACUACAUGGGUGAAACUGCCACUUGCUCUUUAGCCGUCAGAGAAUGGAAAAAUGGCAUUGACUUGUUCAGCGACUUCACCAUCCCUCCAAAGUACACUUCAACCGAAGAAGUUUACAAGAAGGGAGCAGCAACAAACUUUAUCUCCCUCGUCAGCGAAGGAACUGAUACCAAAAUAAAAUGCUACACCGUGACAGGCUGCAGCGAACCAGGAUUGCUUUGCCUGCUGCAACCUCCUGUCUUCAAGGAGAACGAAGCACCCAUCAGCGAGGAAACCUGGAAAAAGGUUACAGACACCGUCACUAGUGGAGCUGCCUCUGCCUCUGCUUAUGGAGCCCUCCUGAGCAGCGUUUUCGUUGCUGUCGGUCUUUUCGCGCUCAGCUUCUAA
This is a messenger RNA of Eimeria acervulina, 1788 nucleotides long. RefSeq names its product SAG family member. The record is from RefSeq and is a predicted model, not a curated record. The coding region runs from base 1 to 1788 and encodes 595 amino acids. NCBI's taxonomy places the organism in Eukaryota, Apicomplexa, Conoidasida, Eucoccidiorida, Eimeriidae. The transcript is spliced from 13 exons.